GCGACUCGAUUUCCUCCUCUGACGAUCAACGUUGGCGGAAAUGGUUUUGGUGUGGGCUGAGGGCGAGGGGAGUACGGUGGCUGGAGAGGGUUAGAAUUGGUGGAGUAGAGCGGUAGUAGCGGCAGCUGUAGCAGGAACCGGCCUGGCUCGGCUGGCUGGCUGGUGGGUUGGCGAUCGCUUUUUCCCCUCCCCGCCGUGCCUGGCGAAGUAGCCAUGUCGCUGCUCCAGUCGGCGCUGGAAUUCCUGGCCGGGCCCGGCUCCUUGGGGGCCGCCAGCAGAGAUCAGAAUGACUUCGUGGGGCAGGUGGUGGAGAUGGGCGAAAUGAAGCUGCGGAUCAAGAAGGUCAUCGCGGAAGGUGGUUUUGCUUUUGUGUAUGAAGCUCAGGAUCUUGGAAGUGGGAAAGACUAUGCUUUAAAGAGAUUAUUGUCUAAUGAAGAAGAAAAAAACAAAGCCAUCAUUCAAGAAGUUUGUUUUAUGAAAAAGCUAUCUGGUCACCCGAACAUUGUCCAGUUCUGCUCUGCUGCGUCGAUAGGAAAAGAAGAAUCUGAUACUGGGCAAGGGGAGUUUCUUCUGCUAACCGAGCUUUGCAGAGGGCAACUAGUGGAGUUUUUAAAGAAAGCUGAAUCCAAAGGGCCCCUCUCAUGCGACACGGUUUUAAAGAUAUUUUAUCAGACCUGCCGUGCAGUGCAACAUAUGCACAAGCAGAAGCCUCCUAUUAUUCAUCGAGAUUUGAAGAUUGAAAAUAUGCUGAUGGGUAACCAAGGAACAAUUAAAUUAUGUGACUUUGGAAGUGCAACAACCAUAGCACAUUAUCCAGACUACAACUGGUCUGCGCAGAAAAGAGCAACCGUUGAAGAGGAGAUCACGAGGAACACAACACCAAUGUAUAGGACUCCUGAAAUAAUAGAUCUGUAUUCAAACUUUCCAAUUGAUGAAAAACAGGAUAUAUGGGCAUUGGGUUGCAUCCUCUAUUUGUUAUGCUUUAGGCAACAUCCAUUUGAAGAUGGAGCUAAGCUUCGAAUAGUCAAUGGAAAAUAUUCCAUUCCACAAAACGACACAAGAUACACAGUAUUUCAUGAUCUCAUUUGCUCGACUUUGAAGGUGAACCCAGAAGAGAGGUUGUCCAUCACUGAGCUUGUGAACCAAUUGCAGGAGAUUGCAGCUGCUAGGAAUGUGAACCCAAAGUCCCCUAUCACAGAGCUCCUUGAACAAAAUGGAGGCUAUGGAAAUAAUGCUCAGCCUAGAACAUCUUCAGCUGUGGUAGCACAGAACUCAAAACCAACGGGACAACUCAACAAUAUGUAUAAUGCAGGUCUGACAGUAGCAGAAUGCGACCAGACUUACAGCGGGUUCUUUGAUAUUCUUAGGGGUGGGACGGAGAGGUUUCUCACAAAUAUCAAGGACACGUCUUCAAAAGUUAUUCAGUCUGUGGCCAAUUAUGCUAAGGGAGAUCUGGAUAUAUCAUACAUCACUUCCAGAAUUGCUGUGAUGUCCUUUCCAGCAGAAGGCGUUGAGUCUGCAAUAAAAAAUAACAUAGAGGACGUGCGGUUGUUCUUAGACUCGAAACAUCCUGGACGCUAUGCUGUCUACAAUCUGUCUCCAAGAACAUACAGGCCCUCCAGAUUUCACAACAGGGUUUCUGAAUGCGGCUGGCCAGCAAGGCGUUCGCCAAAUCUUCAAAACCUUUAUAGCAUUUGCAAGAACAUGCAUUUAUGGCUGAAGCAAGAUCCAAAGAACGUCUGCAUUGUGCAUUGCCUUGAUGGAAGAGCAGCAUCAGCUGUUGUUGUCUGUUCAUUCUUAUGUUUCUGCCGUCUAUUCACUACUGCCGAAGCUGCUGUUUAUAUGUUUAGCAUGAAGCGCUGCCCGCCCGGCAUUUGGCCAUCCCAUAAGAGGUAUAUAGAAUAUAUGUGCGACAUGAUGGCUGAAGAGCCCAUUAUCCCUCACAGCAAGCCAAUCAUCAUCAAGUCUAUUGUCAUGACUCCAGUCCCUCUUUUCAGCAAGCAGCGCAAUGGCUGCAGGCCUUUCUGUGAAGUUUAUGUUGGGGAUGAAAGAGUAGCCACUACCUCACAAGAAUAUGAUAAAAUGAAGGAUUUUAAAAUUGAAGAUGGCAAAGCUAUAAUUCCGUUGGGCAUAACAGUCCAAGGAGAUGUUCUAAUUGUUAUCUAUCAUGCCAGGUCCACUUUGGGUGGCAGACUCCAAGCCAAGAUGGCAUCAAUGAAGAUGUUCCAGAUCCAGUUUCAUACCGGAUUUGUCCCACGGAAUGCCACUACUGUGAAAUUUGCAAAGUAUGAUCUGGAUGCGUGUGACAUUCAAGAGAAGUAUCCUGACUUGUUCCAAGUGAAUCUAGAAGUUGAAGUGGAGCCUCGAGACAGACCCAGCACAGAGCGAGCCCCCUGGGAUAAUUUGAACAUCAAGGGUCUAAAUCCCAAGAUCCUCUUCUCCAGCCGGGAAGAGCAGCAAGAAAUUUUAACGAAAUUUGGUAAGCCUGAGCUCCCUAGACAACCAGGGUCAACUGCCCAAUAUGAGGCAGAAGCAUCGAAGUCAGAGCUAUCGUACGAAGGUGCUCCUAUGGAGUCGGACUCUCCCCAGAGCAGCAGCACUGAGGCAGACUUCUUCCACACACUGGACUGGCAAGAAGGCAAAAAUUCUGAAGCUGCACCCGAGGGUCACUUUUCCAAAGAGAGUCCUGGGCUGAUGGAGGAAAGGGAUGAUAGUGAACCUUCCGACGAAGAAUUUGUGGCGUUUCCCAGUGAUGUGAGACCAGCUGAGGAAAGAGAAAAACACACAUUGGAAAAGGAGGGUGGUGAGGCACUCUUUGAGGCAGAUUUUGACACUUCAGAUCCUCACCCAGAAGAGACUCCUGUGGAAGACAGCGUUGACUUGCUUGGACUAGAUUCAGAAGCUCCUUCAGAGCUGCUCCAGCCUCCUUCAGAGAUGAAGAGCUCCUCGAGCAAUGCAGACUUGCUGAGCGACCUGUUUGUCAGUGACGCAGCAGAGAGCUCAGAAGACUCCACUGCAGACCUUCUAGGAAAAGGAGCAGACUUCUUCUUUGGUGGCCAAUCGCAACCCUCCACAAAUCCCCACCAGAGUAGCGCACCCUCUUCUUCCACAGCUGACCCGUUUGACCCAUUCACAAUGUCAUCUAAUUCCGACAAUCCGACUCUUACCGGUCCUGAUAUCUUCGGUGACUUUCUUAGUCAAAAUGCGCCGACCGUAUCUGAUGUGUUUCCUUCCACACACAGUGCACCGCCUCCUUCCUCUAGCACAGACUUCCUGAAUUUAGGAAAUUUGGCCCCAGACCCACCUAAAAUGGCUUCCUCUGCAAGCCAGCCUGAUCUUCUAGGCGGCUGGGAUUCGUGGGCAGAAGCCCCAGCAAUAAGCCCUGCAGCACCCGCACCAACUAAGAAGUCCACUUUGGAAGGUCCAGCUUUUACGACAGGAGGGUCCACGAAUGUCUCUUCGGGCCUUUCGUUUAGUCAAGCAAAAUCACAGAACUUUGACCCUUUUGCUGACCUUGCUAACCUGAGAACUGGCCUUCCAGGUGCAUCUAGUGGCGGAUUCUCAGCUGGCAGUUUUGCUCCAAAGAACACUCCAUCUCAGAAAGCAGGGAAUCAGUGGCAGGCAAGCAAGCUGCCAACUACAAAUGCAUCGUGGCAACCCCAGUCACAGCCAAAGGCACCAGAACAAGCCAAGCCGAGCGUGCAGCCGAAACCGAACUAUACUGUGAAUUUCAGUGUCAUUGGAGGACGGGAAGAGAGAGGCAUCAGGGCCCCUGGCUUUGGACAAAAACCCAAAGUUUCAGAAAACGAUUUUGAGGAUCUUUUGUCGAAUCAAGGGUUUUCAUCCAAAUCUGACAGAAAAGGACCAAAGACCAUUGCUGAGAUGAGAAAGCAAGAAAUGUCUAAAGAUAUGGAUCCUCUAAAAUUAAAGCUUCUAGAUUGGAUUGAUGGAAAAGAGAGGAAUAUAAGGGCGUUAUUAUCUACUCUUCAGGCUGUCCUUUGGGAAGGUGAGACCAAAUGGAAACCGGUUGGCAUGGCAGAUCUGGUUACCCCAGAACAAGUCAAGAAGUACUAUAGGAAGGCAGUGCUUGUCGUUCAUCCAGAUAAAGCCACGGGACAACCUUAUGAACAGUAUGCCAAAAUGAUAUUUAUGGAGCUGAAUGACGCCUGGUCAGAAUUUGAAAACCAAGGAUCAAAAUCACUUUUCUAAGAUGCUUCCUUUUUGAACGGGGGGUGGAUUUCAAAAUGUAUUUGCAGCAAAACCGAAUCUUUUGAGUGCUGUUAGUGUAAACUCCUUAGAUUGAGGAGGGAGGGGGGACUUUUCCCGGCUCUUGCACAGUUUGAAUCUGUACACUCACAAACAUGGUGUGUAUUGUAGGACAUAGCAUCUGAAACAUUACGCAGGUGGCACUUUGGGUCCAUCAGCACUAGGAAGUUUGUGCCCAGAGAGUGGAAAGUUCUGAGCCAUCUUAGAUCGGGUUGUAUGCACCUGUUGUUUUAAUGGUGGCUGCUGGCAUGGGCAAAAUUUGCUAUGGGAAACAUCAUUCAUUUCAAAUCCUGAUUCUUUUUUUCAUCUUCGUUUGAAGAAACACCCAACUUCAGUUUGCAUUUCUCUUUUUUCCCUGUGUAGUCCUUAUGAUUUUUCUUUUCUUCUUUUUAUUUGUUUGCCUUAUUCAAAGUGUUUUAGUGUUCAGCGUCUGUUUCUGUGAGAGGUGUACAUUUUUCUUCCAUAUUUUAUGUAAUCAUUCCAAUAAUCAUUCUGUAAAUAAUUAAAACAUUUUUUUCUGACAA
Rhineura floridana is the source of this 4790-nucleotide messenger RNA. It is a transcript of the gene GAK, whose product is annotated as cyclin G associated kinase. The transcript has 28 exons. The record is from RefSeq and is a predicted model, not a curated record. Gene Ontology annotation, biological process: protein phosphorylation; positive regulation of Notch signaling pathway; regulation of clathrin-dependent endocytosis. Gene Ontology annotation, molecular function: protein serine/threonine kinase activity; ATP binding; AP-2 adaptor complex binding. Bases 214 to 4209 code for a protein of 1331 amino acids. Gene Ontology annotation, cellular component: cytoplasm. Lineage: Eukaryota; Metazoa; Chordata; Lepidosauria; Squamata; Rhineuridae.